AUGCGUCUCCCAUGGAUCACCCGCCUCUUCUUCCUCUCCCUGAGUGCUCUUGUUCUUCCCGCGAGCGCGGAAUAUGUCCUUCGCUCAAGCUCGCUGGCGACUUGCCAGGAAAACUCCGGCUUUAGCGCCAGUUUAUUCGAUGUCGUUUUUACUCCUGACACCGCCGAACCCAGCGUCCUCGUCAACCUGAUUGCAACCUCAUCCAUCGAAGGACAUGUCAUUUUCGAUAUCUCCAUUUAUGCAUAUGGUUAUCCCCUCAUCAACACCAAGGUCGACCCCUGCACCUCGAAUUUGCCAGGCAUGUGCCCCAUGACGUCUGGCAAGAUGAACAACCCCUUCAAGUUGCCGGUGACGAAGGAAGCGUUGGCCCAAAUUCCGUCGAUCGCGUAUACCUUCCCGGAUUUGGAUGCGACUGUCCAGGUGUACAUCAACCGGACUGAUGGAGACCACGCUGGCGAGAGUAUUGCAUGCGUGGAAGCGAACAUCUCGAACGGGAUGACGGUGGAUCUUACCGGUGUGAAAUGGGCAUCGGCAGCUGUGGCCGGCCUGGCGCUCGUCUCUUCGGCCAUCAUCAACGGCCUGGGCUUUUCGAACGCUGCCUCGCACAUUGCAUCCAAUGCACUGUCUCUCUUCGGCUACUUCCAGGCUCAAGCCAUGCUCGGGCUGUGCGCCGUGCCUCUCCCCCCAGUGGUGAAAUCGUGGACCCAGGAUUUCCAAUGGAGUAUGGGGAUCAUCAAAACCGACUUCAUGCAGGAUAUUCUUACCUGGUACCAGCGCUCGACGGGUGGUACUCCCUCCACCAUUCUCGAUACCCUCCAUACGGUUUCGGUUCAGGUUGAGAAGGUCAAACGGUCGCUACCGGUUGUGGAGUCUGCGACCGGCCUUGCCCAACGGUCGGCGGGUGGGAUUGCUAAACGCGCCACGGAGACGUCGUACGGCAGUUACAUCGUCUACGGUAUUCAGAGGGUGGCGUUCCGGGCCGGCAUUGAGACCACAAACCUUUUCUUAACAGGACUUGUUUUCUUCUGGAUCUUCAUGGUGUUUGCGGCCCUUGGCGUGGUUCUCUUCAAGGCGAUCUGCGAGGGCCUUGUCAAGGCAAAGAUGAUGCAGAACGACACCUUUUCUGAGUUCCGCGCCGGGUGGUUGACGGUUCUCAAAGGCGUGCUUUACCGAUGGCUUCUUAUCGGUUUCCCGCAGAUCACCAUCUUUUGCCUGUGGGAGUUUACGCAGAACGACUCCGGCGCGGCGAUGGUGCUUGCCGUGUUUUUCCUUUUUGGUACUAUUAUCGCUUUGAGUCAUGCCUCAUACAAGGUAAUCCGCACCGCUCGACGCUCGGUCGCCCUUCACCGGAACCCGGCCUACAUUCUCUUCUCCGACCCACAUGCGUUGAAUAAGUGGGGGUUUCUUUACGUGCAAUUUAGGGCGUCGGCGUACUACUUCAUUGUGCCGGUUCUAGUCUACACUCUGGUCAAGGGGAUGUUCAUUGCCUUUGCUCAAAAAUCGGGCACCGUUCAGGCUGUGGCUCUGAUUAUCAUCGAAGCGGUCGCCCUUAUCUCGGCGUCCGUGUUACGACCGUGGAUGGACAAGAGCACCAACUCUUUCAACAUUGCGAUUUGCGCCAUGAACUUCAUCAACUCCAUCUUUUUAUUUGUUUUUACAGACGUGUUUGGUUUGCCUCGGCUGGUAAUCGGCGUCGUGGGCGUGGUACUCUGGAUUGGCAACGCUGCUUUUGCGCUCAUCCUUCUCCUCAUGCUGAUCAUCACGACGGGCAUUGUCCUUUUCCACAACAACCCGGACACGCGGUACCAAUUUAUGAACGACGAUCGUACGUCCUUCAUGAAAUCACAGACGCAUCUCGGCAACACAAACGAACUGGAUGCUCUUGGUGUUACCGCUCGUGGCGACGGCAAACUUAUGAAGCGCACGGAGCUCGAGGACGACGACGAAUCUGCCAUGUCAACCCCCGCCAACAUGGCCGCCCGCGCUGGCUCUCCGCACUCGGGCCCGUACUCAACCCGCGAUUCGGGGCGGGACUCUGCCCGAAAUUCGAUCCGCAGUUCGUAUCGCGCGCCAGUAGAUCCUGUAUCGGGGACGUAUCCAGCCGAGCCACAGCACUUGAGGAAUAGGGCUAGUGGUAGCAUCCGGGCACCAAGCCCCUUUGGAGUGACGGGGUCAUCGACAAACCUCACGAAUUCGGGGAGCCACUCGACUGGAGGGCAAAGUGGGCCAAAACCAGCAGCUGGGCCAAGGUUAGUUCAUAAAUCCGCCGCGUAA
This is a messenger RNA of Dichotomopilus funicola, 2274 nucleotides long. RefSeq lists its product as uncharacterized. The record is from RefSeq and is a predicted model, not a curated record. Bases 1 to 2274 code for a protein of 757 amino acids. Lineage: Eukaryota; Fungi; Ascomycota; Sordariomycetes; Sordariales; Chaetomiaceae. Gene Ontology annotation, cellular component: membrane. The transcript is spliced from 3 exons. Gene Ontology annotation, biological process: fungal-type cell wall biogenesis; transmembrane transport.